UUUAACAUCGAGUAGUAGCUACUUGGAAGAGCCUGUAGCCCUGUUAAUAAAAGUGUACUUGUUCAAGAAAUGCCUCUCCAGAUUUUUUUUUCCCAUCAGUAGCAUGAUUUCAGACAUGCCCAGUCAAUCCAAAUGCACGAGACGGAAGCUGCAAUCGUGCAACUUGUAUUGAACUCCGACGGAAGUUUAGGAGGGAGAGCAGCAGUUAAGGAUCGAGUUUUGGCUUGAUGAGAUGGAGAAACCGUGAGACGCGAGCGCUUCUUCUGAUCAGGUUCAUGGGCACCAUGCGCUCCUCGCCGUGUGCGUAAGCUGCUGUGGAGCAUUCACACAUUAUGAGACGCCAUGGCAUGGUGUGACCGAGGGGUUCAGACCUUGCUGGCGAUCGUGGGGGCCUUCGCUGCCUUCAGUCUCAUGACCAUCGCCAUCGGCACCGACUACUGGCUUUACUCCCGGGCAUACACCUGCAACGCCACUAAUGUGACCUCAGACGAGACCCAGAUGCAAACCAAGAAAGUCAAAGGCGACCUGACGCACUCUGGACUGUGGAGGAUCUGUUGUAUCGAAGGUAUCAACAAAGGAACCUGUUUUCGGAUCAAUCAUUUUCCUGAGGAUAACGACUAUGAUACGGACAGCUCAGAGUACAUCUUACGUAUAGUGCGUGCAUCUAGCCUGUUCCCUAUUCUCAGCACCAUCCUGCUGAUGCUGGGUGGCCUGUGUGUCGGGGUCGGACGCAUCUACAAGAGCAAGAACAACAUCCUGCUCAGUGCUGGCAUCCUGUUUGUGGCUGCAGGCCUGAGCAACAUCAUUGGCAUCAUCGUCUAUAUCUCCAGCAAUACUGGAGAUCCCAGUGACAAGAAAGACGAGGACAAGAAGAGCCAGUAUAACUACGGCUGGUCCUUCUACUUUGGUGCCCUCUCCUUCAUUGUGGCCGAAUCAGUGGGUGUUCUUGCUGUCAACAUAUAUAUCGAGAAAAACAAAGAGACACGCUUCCGAGCCAGACGCGACUUCAUUAAAACCGCUUCUUCCUCUUCACCGUAUUCUCGCAUCCCGAGUUACCGUUACAGACGGAGGCGCUCACGCUCCAGUUCGAGGUCAUCUGACCCUUCCCGCGAGCCUUCCCCGGUGGGUUUGAAGGUUGGUGGAGGAGGAGGGUUGGGUAUGGGGUUGCCGAUGGGGGAUAUAUCCCUGUACGCCCUCAGUAGGGACCCAUUAAAGGGUGGAAGUGGGACUGCAGGGCCUUACAGUCCUGAGAGGGACUCUGGGUUUUUACAAGUCCAUAACUGCUUCCAGAAAGAUCUGAAGGAUGGAGUGAACAGGAGGACCACACCUGUAUAAGGUCAGGAGUGUACUGCUGUGUAAAACAAUAAGCUGGAUGGAACACAUAAGAUACUGUAGAGCUGAUGAGAAAGGACAAGUCCUCCCUGGGGCAGCAGCCAUGUUGAAAGGUCAGAGCUCAGAGCUAUUUUCCUCAUGUUGCUCUGUGUCAGACGAGUGCCACUCUGUGGUUCAUUAGGAGGAAGAGGAAAACUUAUCAAAAUAACUUUUUAUGAUAUGCCUCAUUUUCUUCUUUAAAAAAUAAAUGCAUAAAUUUUGUAGCAAUAUUUGAUGUGUUUUAAAACGUGUUUUAAAAAAAAUUAAAAUGGUGUGCCCACUAUUUGAAGAAGUGACUUCUGCUGAAGUGUUAUUCUUUGAAGGAUAGUCCCAAGAGUUUGCCUGAGGAAAGAUGCACCUUUUAUACACUUGAUACUCAACAUAAAAAGAUUCUGAAUAUUGAAGCUAAGGUCAUGAUGUUUUUCCUCUGAAGUAGCUGUACAGUGUUGUGGAAAUGAACUUCUAUCUUUUAUUCGAGGACAAAAAAGAUGUUUGUCUCCAAAAGCUAUUUGCUGAAAUUAAGUGAUUUAUGUGCUUGUUUGUUAUCAGAGUGUUGUUGUAUUGUAUGUGUUUGUAACUUAACACAACUGGUGCUAACUUUAUCUGUACACCUUUGAUAGUCUUGAGCCUUCUCAGCUGCCAUUUAAGCAUGUAAACUGCCAUUUACUUUCACUGCGUUUCAGUAACUUCUCUCAGCUUUGAGUCAUGUGAUGCAUAUGUGUGUUAUAGUAUGUGAAGUGCCACACUUUAACACAUUCAUACUAUGAAUAUGGAUUUUUGUAGCUAUGUAUCAAAAAUGACAAGGUGCACUGUCAUGUCAGUACAUUCCAGUAUGCUGUGUGGUGAAUCCGUAGAAACGUGUGUAGGCUGUGUGUGUGGUUUGCUCAGGGACAACAUACAGUACCGAACAAAUUACCUAAGCCAGACAGACUAUUACAGUCGCUGUGUGUAAAAACAGAGGUGAGAUCACGCCGUAUGUGUUGCUGUUAAUUAACGUGACUUUGCAUUUACUGCCUUUGUGUUCAGAGGGUUGUUGUUUGGUACAGAAAUGUUGAUCAUGCUGCAAGAAAAUACAUUUGUAGGUUAGACACAACUCAUAUUUAAACUAUUUCUGUACUUCUACUGCUCCAUAUUAAUAAAAAUUGUUUG
Monopterus albus (swamp eel) is the source of this 2520-nucleotide messenger RNA. RefSeq names its product voltage-dependent calcium channel gamma-4 subunit. NCBI's taxonomy places the organism in Eukaryota, Metazoa, Chordata, Actinopteri, Synbranchiformes, Synbranchidae. Gene Ontology annotation, cellular component: postsynaptic density membrane; AMPA glutamate receptor complex; voltage-gated calcium channel complex. Gene Ontology annotation, biological process: calcium ion transmembrane transport; regulation of AMPA receptor activity; neurotransmitter receptor transport, postsynaptic endosome to lysosome. The transcript has 4 exons. The record is from RefSeq and is a predicted model, not a curated record. Gene Ontology annotation, molecular function: voltage-gated calcium channel activity; channel regulator activity. Bases 343 to 1335 code for a protein of 330 amino acids.